Molecule: messenger RNA, 1356 nt
Organism: Solanum verrucosum
Lineage: Eukaryota; Viridiplantae; Streptophyta; Magnoliopsida; Solanales; Solanaceae
Product: transcriptional regulator STERILE APETALA-like
Exons: 3
Coding region: 1-1356 (451 amino acids)
Cellular component (GO): preribosome, large subunit precursor
Molecular function (GO): protein binding
Source: RefSeq, a predicted model, not a curated record
AUGUCAUCGUCACCAUCCCCACCAUCAUCUUUAGGAGGAGGAGAAGGACCUUCUUCUUCUAGGAGAGGUAGACGUGCUGGAAAUGAUGUUUGGCCUGAGCCAUUUGUGGAGGAUUUGGCUUUGUUAGUUGGUACUGAUGCUUCACAUACUGUUGGCCGUUUGGCUGCUGCUCAAGCCCUAGCUCUUAUUUUUCAGGUUUGUUCAACAUGGCAAGCAGUGUCACACUCAGAUAUGCUCUGGCAAAACCUAACAAGGCGUAUAUGGAACCGCCACGAGCUUCUCAGGCAAACAUGGAGGGAGGAGUACAUAUAUUGGCAUCAAACAGCCAAUAAUUUCCUUCACCAUAGAUACACUUAUAACACCCUCCAUUUCGUGCCUGAAAACAAUGUGGAUGGUGAUGAUGACGAUGAUGACAACAACAACAAUAACAACAACAACGACAGUCUCUUCUGUCGUCGUUUAGCCUUGUCUGAUCAUCAUCUAGCAGCCGGUUUUUCUAACGGCUCAGUUCAAUUAUUUUUCCUACCUAGGAGGCUACAUUUGUCAACAUACCACCCUCAUCAUCGCGAUCGUCUAGGCCGAUUCUCUAGGGCUGUUUCUGGGAUUAUUUUAUCUGAUGUUCAACUUGUGUUUGCUUCUCUAGAUGGUGAUAUUCAUGUUGUGGUCAUUGGUGAUGCUGCACCACCUAGAAGGGCUCAUUUAGGUGAUGUAGUGAAUGAUGGUGCUUUGGUGGAUUUUACUGGCUCUGACCAAUGGUGGGUUGGACUCUAUGCAGGUGUUCCAGGGAGGGCAUUUCACAUAUGGAAUAGGGAGACAGAAGAACUAGUCUUUGUUGGUGGUGAAUUAACAGAUCCAGAAGCGUUAAUGGGUUGGCACCUACUAACCGAAUUAACCGAAAUCGUCGGUCGAAUCCGAGUAACAACCCGAGAGACAGCCGUGGCAUGUACAAGCCUUCAGCUCAUGGUAAUUGACUUACAAAACCAAGGCAUAAUAAUAAGAGCACAACCUUCCCGAAGAGGGAUCAUCGUUGCAUCAUUCGAUGCCUAUAACGAGACACUAGUGGCUGUUGACACUCGAGGCAUGGCCAGCAUGCGUAGUGCGGAUAAUUUGGAGGAAAGAUCAAGGUUUAAUGUUAGAGGUGCUAACCAAAGAGGAGUUGUUGGAUGCAUAAAUGGAGGAUAUGGAUUUAUGUGGCUAGGGAAUGUUGUUAGGGUAUGGGAUAUUGAAAAUGGAAACUAUCUAUAUAGUUUUGGGGAGAGAAUAAGUGAUGUUAAUGCUAUAAUUGCUGAUGAAAGAUAUGUGGUAGCUUGUUCAAGUGAUGCUACUAUACAUUUGUGGGACUUUGGUGCUCAAUAG